This is a messenger RNA of Pistacia vera, 3772 nucleotides long. RefSeq names its product glutamate receptor 3.2-like. The coding region runs from base 745 to 3534 and encodes 929 amino acids. The transcript has 8 exons. NCBI's taxonomy places the organism in Eukaryota, Viridiplantae, Streptophyta, Magnoliopsida, Sapindales, Anacardiaceae. Gene Ontology annotation, cellular component: plasma membrane. Gene Ontology annotation, molecular function: glutamate-gated receptor activity. The record is from RefSeq and is a predicted model, not a curated record.
CCCUUUUACAUUUGAAACCGAAACUUGAAAUGCCUCUGAAUUGGCCAAAAACAUCUUCUUCACAUGUUUUUUUAACUAUAUUCUCCCCCUCAACACCUUAUCACUUUUGAUCAUCAUCCACACAUCAUCUUCCAUUAUCAUGUAAAACAAUAGCAAAACCUUAAAACACUAACAAACCCCUUUCUUUUAUUUUAUUUAUUAUUCUCUUAUUUAUCAACUCUUUCACCCUUCAUGGUGCCCUCUGUCAGCAUCACCAGUUGAGAGCCACUAGCUUUACUUUCAAGUGAUUCCCAUAUCUGCCAGCAUGCUCUCUCUCUUCUCUCAAACUAUAGUUCUCUUUUUAUUUUUAUUUUCAGCUAAACCUCUGAUUCCUCUAAUCUCUUCUCACUCUUUUCCAUUUUUCUUAAAGAUUUCAUCUUUCACUUUUGCUUGAUAAGUAAUCGAAAACAAAAGUGAAACUUUUUUCCACGUGGGUGAGCAAGUGUAAACCCAACUUAACAAGUUGUUCCCUUUCUCUUUGUUGAAGUAUUCCCAUAAUUAAGAUAUUGAAAAGUGAACACUGGUGUGUUAAGUGGAGGCAUCUUUUUCCUGUGACCCCUCAAGCUUUUGCUUUCUCCCUUCGGUUCCUUUCAAUUGGCCUCCGUUUGGGUCUGUGGUGAGUUUUUAUUCCUCCUGAUAACCAGAAAUAUUCUGAAUUUGUAAUUUUUGGCGGCGAGGUGUUCUGAUUCAUCAUUUAGCAUCAUCAUGAACCUGGUUUUGCUCGUGUCCAUCUUUGUUUUUUGCGUUCAAACAUCCUUAGAAGGGGCUUCAAGGCCUGACGUUGUGAAUGUUGGAGCAAUAUUCUCAUUUGGAACUAUUAAUGGGAAAGUUUCAAAGAUUGCGAUGCAAGCUGCUCAGGAUGAUAUUAAUUCUGAUCCCAGCAUCCUUGGUGGAAGGAAACUUGUUAUAAAAAUGCAUGAUUCCAACUUCAGUGGAUUCCUUGGCAUCAUGGGAGCAUUGCAAUUCAUGGAGACUGAUACUGUGGCUAUAAUUGGUCCACAAAAUGCCGUGAUGGCCCAUGUAAUCUCUCAUCUCGCCAAUGAACUCCAAGUCCCAUUAUUGUCAUUCACAGCUCUUGAUCCAACCCUGUCACCUCUUCAAUACCCUUUCUUUCUUCAGACAGCACCAAAUGAUCUAUUCCAGAUGACUGCCAUUGCGGAGAUGGUUAGUCACUAUAGUUGGGAAGAGGUAAUAGCAAUUUAUAGUGAUGACGAUCAGAGCCGAAACGGUGUAACUAUAUUAGGUGAUAAGCUUUCUGAGAGACGCUGCAAAAUUUCCUUCAAAGCAGCACUUCCCCCUGAUCCAACAGCCACUGAAAGUGAUGUUGAAAAGGAAUUAGUUAAGGUUAGAAUGAUGGAAUCUCGAGUGCUUGUUCUACAUACCUUCUCCAAAACAGGUCUCUUGGUUUUCAAAGUGGCCCAGAGACUUGGGAUGAUGGAUACUGGAUAUGUUUGGAUAGCUUCAUCUUGGCUAUCAACUGUUUUAGAUUCGAAUUCACCGCUUCCUUCGAAUACUUCAAAUUCCAUCCAAGGAGCUCUCACACUUCGCCCACACACACCAGAUUCCAAAAGAAAAAGGGAUUUUAUAUCUCGGUGGAACAAGCUGAGUAACGGCUCUAUUGGAUUGAAUCCUUAUGGUUUAUAUGCCUAUGAUACAGUUUGGCUGAUUGCCCGUGCCGUAAAAUUGUUCUUGGAUCAGGGCAAUACCAUUUCAUUCUCCAAUGAUUCAAGCUUAAAUAGUCUAGCAGGAGGGACUCUGAAUUUAGGUGCAUUGAGCAUAUUUGAUAGAGGGAAGCGGUUCCGUGAUCUCAUACUGCAAAGCAAUAUGACAGGUCUGACUGGUCCAAUUCAUUUUCUUCCUGACAGAUCCCUCUUACAUCCUUCAUUUGAUAUAAUUAAUGUAAUAGAACAUGGGUACCAGCAAAUUGGUUACUGGUCCAACUAUUCUGGGCUGUCUGUGGUGCUACCAGAGAUACUUUAUGCAAAACCACCUAAUCGUUCUAGUUCGAGCCAACAUUUAAACAGUGUGGUAUGGCCUGGGGGAACAACAUCAAGGCCUCGUGGUUGGGUCUUUCCAGACAAUGGAAGACAAUUGAGAAUUGGAGUCCCAAACCGAGUUAGUUAUAAAGAUUUUGUUUCUGAAGUCAAUACUUCUGAUGUAGUUAAAGGAUAUUGCAUAGAUGUAUUCAUUGCUGCUAUAAAAUUGCUUCCAUACGCAGUUCCACAUAGAUUCAUUCCGUUUGGAGAUGGCCAUAAUAACCCAAGCUACAACGAACUCGUCAGUAAAAUCACAACUGGGGUCUUUGAUGCUGUUGUGGGUGACAUUGCAAUUGUAACAAACCGAACAAGGACUGUAGACUUCACCCAGCCAUAUAUAGAGUCAGGCCUGGUUGUGGUGGCCCCAGUAAGGAAGUUGAAUUCGAGUGCUUGGGCUUUUUUGCGCCCCUUUACUCCAUGGAUGUGGGCAGUCACCGGAAUUUUCUUCCUUAUUGUGGGAACAGUUGUUUGGAUCCUUGAGCAUAGAAUAAAUGAUGAAUUCAGAGGGCCUCCUAAGAGACAACUUGUCACAGUUCUAUGGUUCAGCUUUUCUACAAUGUUUUUCGCCCACAGGGAAAACACUGUAAGUACACUUGGUCGCUUGGUGUUGAUCAUCUGGCUAUUUGUAGUCCUGAUUAUAAACUCAAGCUACACUGCGAGCCUGACAUCUAUCCUCACAGUGCAACAGCUUUCUUCACCCAUUAAAGGAAUUGAUACCUUGAUUACCAGUAAUCAACGUAUAGGAUUCCAAGUUGGGUCUUUUGCAGAAAACUAUCUGCAUGAGGAACUCAGCAUUCCAGAAUCUAGACUUGUUGCUCUUGGCUCACCUGAAGAAUAUGCCCUCGCUCUUCAGAAUGGAACUGUUGCUGCUUUAGUUGAUGAACGACCAUAUGUGGACCUCUUCCUUUCAGACCACUGCGAGUUUUCAAUUAGAGGUCAAGAAUUCACGAAAGGUGGCUGGGGAUUUGCAUUCCCAAGAGACUCUCCAUUAGCAAUUGAUAUGUCAACCGCAAUUCUCACUCUAUCUGAGAAUGGUGAACUUCAGAAGCUCCAUGACAAGUGGCUGUCAAAGAAGUCUUGUAGUUCACAGAGCUCUCAGGCUGACUCAGAACAGCUUGAAUUAGGAAGCUUCUGGGGGCUAUUCCUAAUAUCUGGGAUUGCAUGUUUUAUUGCUCUCGUCAUAUACUUCUGUUUGAUGCUACACCAGUUCAAACGGUAUGGCCCUGAAGAAACUGAUUCUUCUGUACGCAGCAGCUCUCGUUCUGGACGCCUUCAAACAUUUUUAUCAUUUGCUGAUGAAAAGGUGGACAACGUGAAGAGUAAGUCAAAGAGAAAACGCGAGGAGCUGUCAUCGAAUGGUUUUGGGAAGGAAACUGAAUCACCAAACGGAUCUGAGAGAAGAAUACAAAGGGAUAUCUCUCUGGAAAGACAGUCUUACAGAAAUACUGGGGCAAAUUAGCCGCCGGGUUUGCUUUUGUGUUUAUGUAGAGAUUUCCAGAUUCUGAUUGUCACCUGGAGUGGCUAUGUUGUAGGUUUUAUCAGCUGCUUUAAUGGUCCAUACAAAGUGUAAUGUUCAGUGUAGGAGAUGAUAAGUAUGAUGAUGACACAGGGUCUCUGUAACAUUUUUACUUGACAAAAUAUAGAAUCUCUUCAGCCAAAAUUCUGUAUUAUAUAAAAAUUAAAAAUCUUUUCCUUGA